AUGGAGAACUCGGGCCAAGAAUCCAACCUCACAUCGGAAACCUCCGCCACCUACAAUUCCCCAUACCCACUCUACUCCCUGGCCUUCUCCCCAACCCACCGCCACCGAAUCGCCGCCGGCAGCUUCAUCGAGGACUACACGAACCGGGUCGACAUCCUCUCCUUCGACCCGGAUUCCCUCUCCAUAACCCCAAACCCUACCCUCUCCUUCGACCACCCUUACCCGCCCACCAAGCUCAUGUUCCACCCCUCCCCUCCCUCCUCCUCCGGCGGCGACAUCCUCGCCUCCUCCGGCGAUUACCUCCGCCUCUGGGACCUCCGCGACGACGGCGGCGGCUCCGUCGAGCCCAUCUCCGUCCUCAACAACAGCAAGACCAGCGAGUUCUGCGCUCCACUCACCUCCUUCGAUUGGAACGAGAUCGAGCCAAAACGAAUUGGCACCUCAUCAAUCGACACCACCUGCACGAUUUGGGACAUCGAGAAAUCGGUAGUGGAGACGCAGCUGAUUGCGCACGAUAAGGAGGUGUACGACAUUGCUUGGGGGGAAGCCAGGGUGUUUUCUUCGGUUUCCGCUGAUGGGUCGGUAAGGAUUUUCGAUUUGAGGGAUAAAGAGCAUUCCACCAUUAUCUAUGAGAACCCGCAGCCUGAUACACCUCUGCUUAGGCUAGCUUGGAACAAACAGGAUCUUAGGUACAUGGCCACGAUUCUGAUGGAUAGUAACAAGGUUGUGAUACUUGAUAUUCGCUCGCCGACCAUGCCGGUUGCUGAAUUGGAGAGGCACCAGGGGUGUGUGAAUGCCAUUGCUUGGGCUCCGCAGAGCAGUAAGCACAUUUGCUCCGGUGGGGAUGACUCGCUGGCUCUCAUUUGGGAGCUGCCGACUGUGGCUGGACCGAAUGGGAUCGAUCCCAUGUCGAUGUACUCUGCUGGCUCGGAGAUUAACCAGCUGCAGUGGUCUUCCGCGCAGCCCGAUUGGAUCGCUGUUGCAUUUGCUAACAAAAUGCAGCUCCUGAAAGUUUGA
This is a messenger RNA of Linum tenue, 1017 nucleotides long. The record is from the annotation of a GenBank genome assembly. Lineage: Eukaryota; Viridiplantae; Streptophyta; Magnoliopsida; Malpighiales; Linaceae.